AUGCGCAUCUCUGUAUUCACGUUUGCAUCUGUUAUAACUACCAUGAUGCACAUAGCUACAGUUAACGCAUUUACGUGUUCUUACUACUGCGGAAACGAUACAAACCCUGCAGAAUUCCAUCCUGGUCUCACUGAUUCUUGCUGUGGAUCACAGGGUAACUAUGAUAUUAACGGUAAUUUUUUGCAAGUUGUUGCCAGGGAAGCGAGCUCGAUAUAUGUUUUCCAAAGGGUGCGGAUGGUCCGUAUGCAUGUGGCGCAGACAAUUACCCUGUUGAAUGCAACUAGUUACAACGAUGUUACAAGUUUGCCCUAUAUUAGACCUAUCUUAGAACUGGAUUAG
Bipolaris maydis ATCC 48331 is the source of this 339-nucleotide messenger RNA. The record is from RefSeq and is a predicted model, not a curated record. Lineage: Eukaryota; Fungi; Ascomycota; Dothideomycetes; Pleosporales; Pleosporaceae.